ACUGGAUUGAAUCUGAACAGCAGGAAUGAAAAGAGGAACACGGGAAAAUAACCCCGUGUAUUGUUCCCCUUUCUGAUAAUCUAAAUAGGUGAAAAAGAUCCGCAUAAAUGCUAUAGAAUUACCUAUAAAAGCGGAACAGAUUAAUUGUUCAUUGCGGGCAGUCACAUUGCUGAAAUCUGAUUGGAUAAUACCUGUCUGCUUAUUAAUGGGAGCAAGGCCAAAUUGUUCCAAUAAAAAUUGUUUAUUUAACGCAAAUAUUGGCAAAUAUCCGAAACGGAAAUUAAACCAGCGGAACAAAACAAAUUUGUCGUAAUUUGAUUUUUUGAUAAUUUGUUUCAUUUUUUGUAUUGAUUAUUUUCUCAGUUUCUGUUAUCUCUGUAACACGAUACAAUGCGUGAUAUCCUUACAUUUUUUUCGCUUUACUUUAUAUUGCUCUCAGUUUUAAUCUGUUGUCAACUGAUUGCAGAGGCGAAUGGCGCUGGUGAUUAUGUCAGUUUCGAUCGGUUCACGAAAACCGAAAAGUUGUCGGAGAGUGAGAAAAGAGCGAUUAAAAGUGAGGUGAAGGAUGAGUUGUUUAAUGCUAAGUUCCCUCUAAAAUACAAAGACAUUUACAUCGGUCACCUUUCUGGAGACCUCAAAGCUCCUGUGCCAGGCAGCUUCUCAAAUCUGCUGCUGUUUAAUUUCCCUGAUGAUGUCUUACAAAGCUUACCCAAGGAUUACUUCGUUUCGCUGUUCGUUAACCCAGGAGUUUAUCCCCAACAAAGAGUCCGACUUCUGGAUGCUGCCUCUCGAAAAAGUCCCAAUGUCUACGGAAGCAACUUCUUGGGAGAGUUGAUUAAAGAAGCCAAAGUCAAAACUAAUAUUGACGCCGAUAGUCGAAUCUGGAGUUCGAGAGUCACACUGGAAGAGGUUCUGUUUCUCAUGUUUGAUCCUCGAGAGAGAUUUCUGGGCAGUUUUCCUAGCCUGUCUAGGACUGAGCAUCAGCAGAUGGUCGAAGGAAUAUCAUAUCGCUGGAUGGGCAGUCUCAAUUUCAAUAAAGAAGCUAUGCAGGCCUGGGGAAGCGUGGCAAGGUCAGAAUUUUGGACGAGGAAUCAGUUCAUGUGUGAUUUAAUGCUGUCCUCCUGGUUUCCACAAGUAUCUCAGAUUGAAUACAUUAGGGCAGAGAACCUGGCAAAACUUCUACCAUGCAUGACGCCGGAUAUCAUUCGAGAACUCAGGCGCCGGCAAAACAGGCGUAUUGGACAUAGGAAUUCCGUCAACAAUUUUAAACCGAUGAUGGAAGGGUACGCUGCUUCACCCGAAACAGCACCUAGAAACAGAAUGACGAAACAGGAACUAAUCAAUACUUUCAUCGAGCUGUCAGUCUUUGCGAAAGAUGAGGAUUUUUUCAGACAAGUAUCAGGGCUGUUGCCAUAUAUGGGUAUCACCGUUUUCCACAACAAUCUCUACCACACAAAGAGAGAAAAGGGAAUUGCUCGGCUAGUGGCGAACUUCACGAAGAAUUUUGCGCUGAUCGAGAAUCUCGAAUAUGAUUUGAGAAGAACGAACUCUAUGCCAAGCAGAAGAGUGGAUCACACGUAUGUGUCUGCGUUGCCGAAUAUUUGGUCCAGUGAAGAGAUUUGCGAGAGUCUGAGAGCGAUCAAACAGGGCUCAGAAGCAGAACUGACUUCAGUGAUUCAACACAUCUCAGACUUCAACGACAAUUUGAUGUUGGCUAAAAAGAUGGAAAUUCUCUUCUGUUAUUUGAAGUUAACGAAGAAAAACAUUGUGCAUAUAAGUGCAGCUGUACAAAUCAGAUCUCUAAUCAAAGGAGCUAAAUUGCCUGAGCUGCCGACUCUGAGGAUCUCGGAACACCCAGAGCAUGUCGAGUUUUUGCAGAACAACGAAGCAAACCUCACUCCCCUUCAGAGAUACCAUUUUCUGGAGCAAGAACAGUCCAACAAACUAACAGCCGGAGCACUUCUUUCUUUGGGGGAACAUUACUUGUCGGAUUUCGGAAUUUUUCGAUUAGAUAAUCCGAACUUGCUGACUGAUAUUGGCUUCCGUUAUAGUCAAAAAGAGGGAUUAGUUAACCUCAACCCAGUAGACCACAAGACUAUCACAGGUAACAGUGCUUUCAAACUGCUUAUUCUGGAUAGGAUCGGAGAUGAUUUGCGAUUGGGACCCGAAAUCGCAAGGAGGCACAAUUUUGCUAGCUCAUUUGCUCCCAGUCAUUUGGAAAAAAUUCGAGAUUCAGAAUUUUUUGACGUUGUUGAGCUCCUGGAUAAAAGUUCACUAUCGGAAGAAGUUUUAAUAGAAUUGGCCGACAAGACAAAAAUUUGGAAACAAAAAUACAUAUCUACAAACACAGCUCAAAAUUUUUCACUUAUCGACUUGGAGUUUUCCGAAAUUGAGGCUCUUGGAGGAUACGUUUUGAAGCAUUUCAAAGUGAGAGAGUUUGAGAGACUUCGUUUCGACCAUGUGAAAUGUAACACAAUUUUUGGUUUUAUUGGAGAAAGCGUCAAACCGACCACAAUUCUCGAUUUCGCCUUGAAGGCAAAGUUGGAAGUCUUGGUAUCAUUUUAUGUGAAUGAAUGUAUCGGUGAGCCGAAGUUACUGAAAGACGAAAUGCAAAUGCCUACGAUUUGGCAAAAAGAUCUGGUAGUUCUUGGGUCUCUUGCGUGUUUUCUCAAUCGAAAUAUUUAUUCAGUAGAUGAGAAUGCUUUGACGAAGAACUUGUAUCGUUUCGCCGAUUGUUUGUUAACACAUGAACAAGGCAUCCACAUGCAUAACAAACUUUCAACUAUUUUUGAAAAUGGAAAUCAUGAGUUAGAUGUUGUGGAGCUGCUGAAAGUGUUGGGUCCAAAUAUAUGUCUGGUUUUCACGCCCAGUGAACUAGAACAAGUCUUUUUCGAGAACAGAAUUGAAAACAUCUCCGCUGCAAUUCCAUCGAAAUGGAUCCACUUCUUCGAAGCAAUAGCUACUGUUGCUGCUAUUCAGAACCCGCUCAUUUUGCCUACACGUAACCAAGACGUAGAGUUAUGUGGCAAAGUUUUGAUGGAAAACAGCUUGAAAGUCCUCACUCUUGGUCUGAGACUGUCCUUUGAAGACUUCGAGGAAUUCAGAAUCAUCGAAGAGGUCACGUGUUCUCGACUGCGCCAUCUGGGACAUGGGAUUGCGUACAUUUCACCCGAAGUAUUUGAUAAACUAUCGGCUGUAGAAGUGCAAAGAUGCCUGGAAUAUUUCACGCAUAAUCCUCACACGACAGAACAGCAAUUGAGAGUAUUAGAAAGUCGUCUGCAGGUAGACGAAAAGCUGAACAGCGAGUUCGAUUUCUCAGAUUCACAAACCAAUUUCUUUAAAAUUCAGAAGCUAGGAAGUUUAUAUCGCUCUUUCAUUGAACCAAUUAAGAUCGGAUGUAAUCUCAGUCUCGACGUCAUCUCAGUCUUGGGAAAAUUAGACAAUUUAGAAAUGGAUCAGAUGAGCACACUCUUCGAAUGCGCGAAGCUUGAAAUCACGGACAAGAACGGUUUUCUGAGCAUAAAUGGCAUUAAAAUGGCUGGAAACUUACUAUGCGGUGCAAGCAUGAACGGUCUUAAAAUUAUGAUGAGCAGAGACGUCGCUCUUUCGACACUUUCUGACUUGAGCUGGAAUCUAAAGAAAUGCUCUCGAGAAAAGCUGAAUAUCGUUUUUGACAAAAUAGAAGACAGCAUUACUAAAUGGAAACCAUCAAUGAUUUACACGGCUGGGAUUAUUUUGGCUGGAAUUCCAGUUGGAGAAAUAGGACACUUGACCAGGUCUCAAAUUGAGUUCAUCCAUCCCGAAGUUUUCACUAGAAUGUCAUCGGAGCAAUUCACAGCUCUGCUGCGAAUCCCCAAUAUAUUCUCAUUUUUGGGACACCGCCAACUGUUGGAGCUGAACAGAGUUUAUUUAGGAGAAAGAAAUAACGAUAAAUCUUUGCUCAUCGAAAUGAGUUUGUUCGGACACGAUUCGAUUCUUAUUGAUAGAAUUAAUUCAAACACAAUGCGUCCUAAAUUAAAAGGCUAUUUGUCCAGCUCAGCGGAGAAACGGAAAGAAAAAAGUGAUCUAAAUGGUGGCGCUCAAACAGAAUCAUCCGACGAGGCACUGGUAUCGGAAAAAGUUGAAAAAAGUCAGUUUGUCUAUGUUAUCAUAAACUCAUCCGUAAAGACUCAGUGGGCUGAACUUUUGAUAAUUGUUGUUAAUAUUUGCAGAUUGUGCUUUUACUAAUAGUAGAUUUAAAUUCCAAAUUUUUAUUUA
Molecule: messenger RNA, 4257 nt
Organism: Symsagittifera roscoffensis
Lineage: Eukaryota; Metazoa; Xenacoelomorpha; Acoela; Convolutidae
Exons: 2
Coding region: 391-4227 (1278 amino acids)
Source: RefSeq, a predicted model, not a curated record